CGCACUUGCAUUACUCAAGCCAUAUUUUUACACUACGGACUUGCAAGAAAAUUACCUAAUGCAUUUGCACCUUUCCAUUGCUAUUAUCGCCUUCCUCGCGGCGUCCCUAGCGAGCACUCGAGACGUUGAUGUUGCUAUCAUUGGCGCCGGCUUGUCAGGAUUAGCCGCAGCCAAGGACAUUGCAAAAGCAGGCAAAACUUUCCUUAUCCUUGAAGCGCGUUCUCGUGUGGGUGGCCGCGUACUGAAUGCACACCUUGCGAAUGGAGAGGUCCAGGAGCUUGGUGCCGAGUUCGUUGGGCCGACCCAGGACCGUGUGCUCGCUCUCGCAGAUGAACUUGGCCUGACAACUUACCCAACAUACACAACUGGUAAAGCAAUCCUAUAUCGAAACGGCACCGUUACUCCUUAUGACGCGGAUCUUGCCACGGGUGGACUGCCUCCGGUGAGCUCGGAAGCCCAGGAAGAGCUUGCGAGCCUCAUGACCGAACUCGAUGCUUUGGCGAGUGAACUAGAUGUUAAUGCUCCCUGGGAACAUGGCAAUGCUUUGCUGUGGGAUAGCAUGACACUGAAAUCUUUUUUUGAAUCUCGGAUCGGUCUACAAGAUUCUCGGUUGCUCUUCGACACUGCCAUUCGAUCUAUCCUUUCCACGGAGACGGAGGAGCCGUCCCUACUCUAUAUGCUGUCGUACAUAGCUGCCGCAGGAAACCAAACAACCCCUGGGACCAUUACCCGGCUUAUAGGUAGCAAGGGAGCCGCCCAGGAUAGUCGAGUUGAUGGUGGCACUCAACUGUUGGCGGAGAAACUGGCGGAGAGACUGGGGCGAGGAAACAUCUUGCUGAAUUCGCCAGUACGGGAGGUUAAGCUACAGGAUGGCCGUUACAGUGUCAGGUCUGACCAGGUCAAAGUAACGGCCAGACACGUCAUCAUCGCCAUGUCCCCCCCGAUGGCAGGCCGGAUCUCCUAUGAUCCAUUACUCCCGGCGGCUCGGGAUCAGCUCACUCAGCGCAUGCCCAUGGGCUCCAUUGGGAAGGCCAUCGCAAUUUAUCCCAGACCAUGGUGGAGAGAACUAGGGUUCAACGGACAGGUCCAGAGCGAUACCGGUGUUAUCCGAGCGACAUACGAUAACACCCCAGCUAGUGAGGGCUUUGGCUCCAUCAUGGGGUUUAUUGAAGCCGAUGAGAUGCGCGCCCUCGACGGGGUCUCAGAAGCCGAAAUCAAAAGGCACGUUACAAGGGAUCUGAUCAACUUUUUCGGACCCCAGGCGGCCAAUGUCAGCCAGAUAUUGCUACAGCGAUGGGAUCUCGAGGAGUUUUCACGUGGUGGUCCUGUUGCCUAUUGUCCUCCUGGGCUUCUCUCGAAGUACGGACCAUCCUUACGGAACCCGGCCGCCAGAAUUCACUUUGCUGGCACUGAGACCGCUCCUUAUUGGACCGGCUAUAUGGAUGGGGCCAUCCGCUCCGGUGAGCGAGUUGCAGCAGAGGUUGUAGCGGAUUUUUGAUCUGUACAUGGAUCCUUAAUCUUCCCAAAGCGACUGGGUCGGAAGGAAUCCUCAGCUAUCAAUCCCCGAGUAGCGUGCAAGGACGGAGGAAGGUACCUUGCAUAUAAAAGCGCUUAAGUGUCUGAUCAGAGGCUUACUGAGAUUUGUAGUCC
Molecule: messenger RNA, 1650 nt
Organism: Aspergillus alliaceus
Lineage: Eukaryota; Fungi; Ascomycota; Eurotiomycetes; Eurotiales; Aspergillaceae
Product: flavin monoamine oxidase family protein
Exons: 1
Coding region: 59-1498 (479 amino acids)
Molecular function (GO): oxidoreductase activity
Source: RefSeq, a predicted model, not a curated record